Molecule: messenger RNA, 664 nt
Organism: Caenorhabditis elegans
Lineage: Eukaryota; Metazoa; Nematoda; Chromadorea; Rhabditida; Rhabditidae
Gene: F32G8.3
Exons: 3
Coding region: 102-491 (129 amino acids)
Source: RefSeq, marked reviewed
AAUAAGGGGAUAGGAGGCCGGUCAGGUUGAGUUUUGAUUUCCGUAUAAAAAUGAAGGCAUUAUUGAUGAUCGUGUCCUGUGUCCCAAAUCACUGAUAAAUUAUGAAUACUCGAAUUAUUAUUUUACUUUUGUUCCUGGUUUCGAUUAUAUCCGGCGGAUUAAUUCAGAGCCGAGUGAAACGACAAUGGGGAGGAUGGGGUGGAGGUCCAGGAGGAUGGGGAGGGGGUCCAGGAGGAUGGCAACAACCUGGAUUUCAACAGAAAAAUUGGAAUAAAAAUAUGAAUAGAAACCAUAUUGCAGCAAAGCAAGAUCAAUAUAAUUGUCAAACAUCUGGAAUCAACUUGAUCGGUCUCCCAAUCAGUAGCUAUAAUUGUCGAAAUUCUGGAAUGUCUGCAAAUGUGAACGCUUUGCAACAAAGUCAUCAAAGUCAAGGAAUGAUGCAAGGACCUCUCGCAGGAUUUGGUGGAUUAUUGAACAAUUUUAUGGGAUGAAAAAUGCCAUUAUUUAUUAAGAACAUAUCCAUCAUUUUUAGUAGUUGUUGCUCAUUUGUUUCGAUCUCUUUUCAAUGACACAAACGUCCCGUUAUGAUGUUUCAUUCUCCUUUUUUUGAUUUUUAUAGAACACAAAUGCUGAAAAAUAAAUGUUUAAAUAUUUUAAUGUACAA